Molecule: messenger RNA, 3681 nt
Organism: Galeopterus variegatus (Sunda flying lemur)
Lineage: Eukaryota; Metazoa; Chordata; Mammalia; Dermoptera; Cynocephalidae
Gene: UBE3B
Product: ubiquitin protein ligase E3B
Exons: 26
Coding region: 108-3176 (1022 amino acids)
Biological process (GO): ubiquitin-dependent protein catabolic process; protein polyubiquitination
Molecular function (GO): protein binding; ubiquitin protein ligase activity
Source: RefSeq, a predicted model, not a curated record
GACACAAGAAGCUUUUCUCACUUGUGAGUCCUGUGCAAGAUCACUAAUGAUUACCUAGCAUUUCUGCGACACAAACACGUUCUCAGGGUUUGUGCAAGUUUGCAAACAUGUUCACUGUAUCUCAGACCUCGAGAGCAUGGUUUAUUGAUAGAGCCCGCCAGGCACGAGAAGAAAGGCUCGUGCAGAAGGAGCGGGAGCGGGCAGCUGUUGAGAUUCAGGCCCACAUCCGGAGUUUUCUCUGUCGGGGUCGACUGCAGAGAGACCUCAGGCAAGAGAUCGAUGAGUUUUUUAAAACAGAUGACUCUGGGUCCAGUAAAAAAAGUGCAUUUUGUAUUUUCAAGAUUGCCAGGAAGCUGCUGUUCUUAUUCAGAAUUAAAGAGGAUAAUGAGAGAUUCGAUAAGUUGUGUCACUGCAUCCUGAGCAGCAUGGACGCUGAGAAUGAACCUAAGGUGUGGUAUGUGUCCCUGGCUCUUUCCAAGGAUCUCACCCUCCUGUGGAUUAAACAGAUCAAGGACAUUCUGUGGCAUUGCUGUGAGUUUCUUGAGCAGCUCAAGCCUGAAAUCUUACAAGACUCCAGACUCAUCACACUGUACCUCACGAUGCUUGUCACCUUCACAGACACUUCAACAUGGAAAAUUCUUCGGGGAAAAGGUGAGAGUCUUCGACCAGCCAUGAACCACAUUUGUGCAAAUAUAAUGGGACAUCUCAACCAGCAUGGAUUUUAUUCUGUGCUUCAGGUAUUGCUAACCCAUGGACUGGCAAGACCCCGGCCUUGUCUGUCCAAAGGCACUCUAACAGCAGCCUUUUCCCUAGCAUUGCGCCCUGUGAUUGCUGCACAAUUUUCAGACAAUCUGAUUCGUCCCUUCCUGAUCCACAUCAUGUCCGUGCCUGCUCUUACGAUUCAUCUGCGCACAGUGACCCCUGAGCGCCUCACUGUUUUAGAAUCUCAUGACUUGCUUCGUAAAUUCAUCGUAUUUUUGAGAGACGAGGAUCGAUGCCGUGACGUAUGUGAGAGUUUAGAAGGAUGCCAUACACUUUGUCUAAUGGGCAAUCUCCUACACUUGGGCUCCCUCAGCCCCAGAGUAUUAGAGGAGGAGAUGGAUGGGUUUGUCAGUUUGCUCACCCAGAUGCUGUGCUACUGUCAGAAGUACGUGUCCCAGAAGAAAUCCAACCUGACCCACUGGCACCCUGUCCUUGGCUGGUUCUCCCAAUCUGUGGACUAUGGCCUUAACGAGUCAAUACACUUAAUCACCAAACAGCUGCAGUUCCUGUGGGGGGUGCCUCUGAUCCGGAUCUUCUUUAAUGACAUCCUGAGCAAGAAGCUGCUGGAGAACCAGGAGCUGGCCCACACGCAGCCAGCAUCCCCACAGAAUGUGCUUCCAGUGAAGAGUCUCCUAAAGCGUGCAUUUCAGAAAUCUGCAUCAGUCCGGAAUAUUCUCAGGCCUGUGGGGGGUAAACGCGUCGACUCUGCAGAAGUCCAGAAGGUUUGCAAUAUCUGUGUCCUCUACCAGACCUCAUUGACAACUCUCACCCAGAUCCGUCUACAGAUACUAACAGGUCUCACUUACCUUGAUGACCUGCUGCCCAAACUGUGGGCGUUUAUAUGUGAGCUGGGGCCCCACGGAGGGUUAAAGCUCUUCUUGGAAUGCCUGAACAAUGACACCGAAGAGUCCAAGCAGCUCUUGGCCAUGCUGAUGCUGUUCUGUGACUGCUCCCGGCAUCUUAUCACGAUCCUUGAUGACAUUGAAGUUUAUGAAGAACAAAUUUCAUUCAAACUGGAAGAGCUGGUCACCAUUUCCUCUUUUUUGAAUUCCUUUGUGUUUAAGAUGAUCUGGGAUGGAAUCGUAGAGAAUGCCAAAGGUGGGACUUUGGAGCUGUUCCAGUCUGUCCACGGGUGGCUGAUGGUGCUCUAUGAACGGGACUGCCGGCGGCGCUUCGCCCCUGAGGACCACUGGCUGCGAAAGGAUCUCAAACCUAGUGUGCUCUUCCAAGAACUCGACAAGGACAGAAAACGGGCACAGUUGAUCCUGCAGUACAUUCCUCAUGUCAUUCCUCACAAAAACAGAGUUCUUCUGUUCCGAAAUAUGGUUACCAAAGAGAAAGAGAAACUGGGGCUUGUGGAAACCAGCUCUGCCUCCCCCCACGUCACUCACAUCACUAUCCGUCGGUCGCGGAUGUUGGAGGACGGCUACGAGCAGCUUCGGCAGCUCUCCCAGCAUGCCAUGAAGGGUGUGAUCCGCGUGAAGUUCGUCAAUGACCUCGGAGUGGAUGAGGCAGGGAUUGAUCAAGAUGGCGUUUUCAAGGAGUUCUUAGAAGAGAUCAUCAAGAGGGUGUUUGACCCAGCACUCAAUCUGUUCAAGACAACCAGUGGGGAUGAGAGGCUAUACCCCUCGCCCACAUCCUACAUUCAUGAGAAUUACCUGCAGCUCUUCGAGUUUGUGGGGAAGAUGCUGGGGAAGGCUGUGUAUGAGCGCUAUGACGGGGACAUUGCUGACCUGGGCCUGACGCUGUCUUAUGAUGAGGACGUCAUGGGUCAGCUUGUUUGCCAUGAACUGAUUCCCGGAGGGAAGACCAUUCCUGUUACAAAUGAAAAUAAAAUUAGCUACAUCCAUCUGAUGGCACAUUUUCGAAUGCACACUCAAAUCAAAAAUCAGACAGCUGCCCUCAUUAGCGGAUUUCGUUCCAUUAUCAAACCCGAGUGGAUCCGAAUGUUCUCAACCCCUGAGCUGCAGCGUCUCAUCUCUGGUGACAAUGCUGAGAUUGAUCUGGAAGAUUUAAAGAAGCACACAGUGUACUACGGUGGUUUCCAUGGAAGUCAUAGAGUCAUUAUCUGGCUCUGGGACAUUCUGGCCUCUGACUUCACGCCCGAUGAGAGAGCCAUGUUUCUGAAGUUUGUGACCAGCUGCUCCAGGCCGCCGCUCCUGGGAUUCGCCUACCUCAAGCCUCCUUUCUCCAUCCGCUGUGUCGAAGUGUCAGAUGAUCAGGACACUGGUGACACCCUGGGCAGUGUCCUCCGGGGCUUCUUCACCAUCCGCAAGCGGGAGCCCGGCGGCCGUCUGCCCACCUCCUCCACCUGCUUCAACCUGCUGAAGCUGCCCAACUACAGCAAGAAGAGCGUCCUCCGUGAGAAGCUACGCUAUGCCAUCAGCAUGAACACGGGCUUCGAGCUUUCCUAGCUCCUGCGCCCAACCCACCCACCUGCCCUUGUGGACUCCAGACCUUCAGCUCCUGAGAGCGUGACCAACAUGCCAGGUGACAUCAGCCCCCAGACCCUCUUUAUAGCCAUGAGACUCCCCUGUGGCCUCAGGAACUUUAGAAGCACGUGAUAACACUACACAGCAUUCUCCAGGUGAUACUAAGGGGAAGGGGGUAUUGAAAAUAAACCACCGGAUUCUGCCCACAUUGGUCCUUUUUCCUGGUGAUUGCAGGGGGGCUUCUUUUUUAUAGUUUGGCCUUUUUGUGAGUCUGUCUUCCCUUAACCCUCUGAGUGAGCUGUGUUUGAACAAGUCCCAGGAGCUCUGAGAGUCCAGAAUGGUUCUCAUGACAUGGGUCUGAGCACAUGAAGCCUACUACACGCGAGAUCCUCUCCUUCUGUUUCCGAAAACCCUUUACUCAGGUAAGGCCUUGCCAAGCCUCUAUGCACCCAACAAAGUCUCUGCCUCCAUCCUGUCCACAGCCGCC